AUGACAGGAGCCAAAUCUGAUGACUUGCAUUUAAGACGGUUCAUUCAAUAUUCUUUAAUUUUUGGCGAACGAGAAUUAGUCGUUAAAAAUAAUAAUAGUGAAUCAUUCAAUCUUUUACUCCAAUAUUUACGAGGAAUUGGUUUCGACUUAACUGCCGAAGAUUACCAAGAAAUCAAAAAUAGCAAAACCCUCAACGCAAGUACCCUUGAACCAGAAAUCGGUGGACUUUUUUGUCCCCAAAUAUUUGGUCCAUCGCGAAGUUAUCAGUGUGCUUGUCGCAGCGAUCAAUCACGCCGGAUUAAACAUCAAAAAUGCGAAACUUGCGGGGGUGUUCUUCCUUAUUUAGAACAGUUACUAGAAAUUCCUGGUAAAUCAAUUAAAGAUUUGGUUUACUUUAAUGCUUAUGUAGUGCUGGAUCAAGGAAAUUCUACUGUUCUCCAAAAUAAGCAAAUUUUAUCUCAUAAAAUAGAUCCAGAAUUGAUUAGUCAAGUUUUGGAUGAAAUUAUUCAAGCCGGCGAAACUAAAGUCAGUCCUAGUGUGUUAAAAAAAGCCCAAGAACUCCGAGCUAAUUUGCUUGGUCAUAAGAAAAAAGAAAUUCAAAAAGAAUUAAACCAAGUAAAAAAAGCUCAGCAACUGGAAAAAAAUGAAAAAAAAAAAGACAAGUUAGCCAAGCAAGAAGCCGAACUGCAAGAAAAACUAACCCAGGCUAAAUUAGAACUACUGAAAAAUAUUGAUUUAAAAGCCGAAUUGAAGAAAAUUACUGAACUUCUUUCCAAAACAAACCAAGAACAAAUCAAUGACAGAAAAAGAUUCAUCCAGUCUUUGCUCAAACACAAUUUGCCUUUAACUGGAUUAGUCUUAAAUUACGUGCCGAUAAUUCCUGCCGGCUUGCGUCCAGCCACUAAAUUGGAUGACGGUAGCAUUGCGACGACUCAACAAAAUAAUCUGGACCGAAAAUUAAUUCUUACCAACGAAAGAUUAAAAAAUAUUUUGGAAAUCAAUAAGAAUCUUCAAACUCCGGUGCUCUUUUUAGACAUUAUUCAUAAUGAACAAAGGAAACUACAAAAAGCUUUCGACCAGCGACAAUCAGGCGAGGGGCUUCCCAAACAAAGCACAGCCAAAAGUUUGCUUCAAAUAUUAAGCGGUAAGGAAGGAAUUUUACGUAAAUACUCGUUAGGGAAAAGAGUAGACUAUUCGGCUCGUUCUGUUAUUUCUCCUAAUCCUCGUUUAGAACUUAAUCAGGUAGGCAUUCCAGUAGAAAUGGCUCUAGUUCUUUAUCAGCCUUAUUUAUUGUCUUCUCUGCUAAAAAAAGGCAAAAGUUUAGAGGAAGCCAAACAACUUUUGUUGCAAAGUGAUUCAGAAAUUUUUCUUCUCCUCAGCCAAGUUAUUCAAAAUCGCCCAGUGUUGCUUAACCGUGCCCCUACUUUACACCGUUUGGGUAUGCAAGGAUUUCAGCCAAUUUUAACUUUAGGCAAGACUAUUCAAUUACAUCCCCUGGUAACGGUAGGCUUCAAUGCCGAUUUUGAUGGAGACCAAAUGGCAGUUCUUUUGCCGUUAACCAAAAAAGCUCAAGAAGAAAUUCAAGUCCGAGCAAUGGCAGAUUCACAAAUUUUGGAUCCGAAAAAUGGUAAUUUAAUUGAUGCUCCUACCCAAGAUAUUAUCUUGGGACUUUAUUACUUAACGAGAACCGAUUCGCUUUCUUCAUUAGGCAAUACUAAUAAGAAAAGAAACACUCUGUCUCUUUAUUAUGAAACUAGCCAGUUAGAAAAAGACUACGAAAGCGGAAAAAUUAAUUUUGGCUCUCCAUUAUUCAUUCCUUUGUCGCUAGCCGGAAAACAAUUUGCCGCUUCCGAGGAACAAAAAUUCCUCCUGACUACUUUCGGAAAGUGGAAAUUUAAUCAAAUCCUCCCUCCAAGUUUUCCUUAUUAUAUUAAUGAUUUAGAAUAUUACAACAAACAUCAAAUUUCUCCAUUUUCAGAAGAUAUUUUUGAUUUGCCAAUCCUUGAUGGAGAACUAAAAAACCACUCCGGCUGGAAAAAAAAAGAAAUUAUUAACUUUCUUAACAAAUUAACUAAAACAAUCAGCCAAGAGGAAAUGGUAAAAUUCUUAGACCAACUAAAAAAUUUAGGUUUUGCCGCCGCUACCAAAUCUGGAAUUAAGUGUAAAGAAAGUUUAGAAAAAAUAAUUGCUCAAAAACUGACACAAAAAAAUAAUAGUUCUUUGUAUUAUCUUUGGGAUUCCGGAGCCCGGGCUAAUAUUGAAAACUUAAACCAAAUUUUUGGUAUGCGUGGAAACAUGACUGACUACAAAGGAACAACUAUUGAAACGCCCAUUUUAUCUUCUUUGAAAGAAGGGCUAAAUCCCUUUGAGUUUUUUAUUUCUGUCUAUGGUGCCAUGAAAGGAAUGAUGGAUACAGCACUAAAAACUGCUGAAGCUGGAUAUUUAACUCGUCAAUUGGUGGAAACAGUCCAAAAUUUAGUCAUUAACGCUGAGGAUUGUCAAACUCAAGAGGGCAUUUUCCUCCAAGAACUAAAAGAAAAUACUGCCUUUGGUCAAGGAGACAGCAUUCUCACUAACUUAGCCGAAAGAAUUACUGGCCGAUACUUAGCCCAAGAUGUCGUGGUUAACGGUAAAAUAAUAUUAACUAGUGGCACACUCUUAUUAGCGAAAGAAAUCUCUCUCCUUCAAGAAAAUAAUAUUUCUACAGUCAAAGUUCGUUCUCCUUUCACUUGUUCUUUAAUUCAAGGAAUUUGCCAAAAAUGUUAUGGUUGUGAUUUGAGCAAAAAUCAAUCAUUAGUUGAAUUAGGCAUGGCCGUAGGAAUUAUUGCUGCUCAAUCACUAGGAGAGCCGGGAACCCAGUUGACUAUGAGAACUUUCCAUACUGGUGGAGUAGCCGGAGAAGAAGACAUUGUGCGAGGACUGCCUAAAGUGAAAGAAAUCUUAGGUAAUGUUCUUCCUACCAAGCAAAAACAAGCGAUUUUAGCCCAAGAAACUGGAGAAAUAACUGAAAUUGUUGAAGACGAAAAAAAUCAACAAACCAUUAUUAAACAAAAAGUCGAAGACCAAGAGUUUACUUAUACCAUUAAUUCAGAAAAAAAAGUAAAAGUGAAAGUAGGACAAAUUGUAAAAAAAGGGGAAAUUUUAACUGCUGGCAAAAUUAACUUAGAAAAAUUAUUAGAAAUAGUCGGAAAUGUUAAAAUAACUGAACCGGGGGAUAGCAACCAUUUAACUGGCGAUAUUAUUAACUAUCAGGAAUUUUGUCAAACUAAUCAAGAAUUAAAAACAAAAAACAAAGCACCAGCCCAAGCCAGAAAUCUGAUUUUUGGUUUGAAACAAGUAGCGAAGUGUUCGCCUUCUUUCUUAGCCAGCAUAUCUUUCCAAGAAACUUUAAAAGCUUUGAUUAAUUAUUCUAUUUUUCAACCAGUGGAUUAUCUCCAAGGAGUGAAAGAAAAUUUAGUGGCUGGUCAGCUAGCACCAAUCGGUUCAGGUUUAGAAGAACACCAAAAAUGA
This is a messenger RNA of Entrophospora sp. SA101, 3510 nucleotides long. The record is from the annotation of a GenBank genome assembly. Lineage: Eukaryota; Fungi; Glomeromycota; Glomeromycetes; Entrophosporales; Entrophosporaceae.